Tremella mesenterica DSM 1558 is the source of this 1047-nucleotide messenger RNA. RefSeq lists its product as uncharacterized. Bases 1 to 1047 code for a protein of 348 amino acids. The record is from RefSeq and is a predicted model, not a curated record. The transcript is spliced from 3 exons. NCBI's taxonomy places the organism in Eukaryota, Fungi, Basidiomycota, Tremellomycetes, Tremellales, Tremellaceae.
AUGCUGGCCUCGCAAAGCACCAAUUGGAUGGCACCACACCGUCCACACGAGCGAGGCUACGGCUACCAUUUCAGUUCACCCCAAUACUUUACUUCUAUACCCUAUCGCCUGCUAAUUUCAGUGUUAAAACACAAUUCGCGACACGAUCUGGACGGUUUGACUCCACAAUUCAAAGGUAUCGGACAUAUCAAAUGGCGACAUGUGACCUGUGCAAGUCAGCCAUCGGCGACGCACAACACUUAUUCGAAGAUCGCCCUCGCUCGCCUACGACCCUACAAACAGGCUAGACUGAUCCACACACGAGUAAGGAGAACAUCGCAAGAGGGUGGAAAGUGUACAUCGCCUCAUGAUUACUGGAGAAGUAAGGGUGGACGGCCAUCAAGGUUCUGGCUGGGUCAUGUCCCUCCACCACCCGCACCUCUGACAGCGUGCCAUGCAGCUCUAGCUUACGAAGCGGCGAUAUUGACGACUGGCGUAUUAGCGGCAACAAUAUACGACCUCAGAGAUAGGGAUAAAAAGGAGAAACAGGAACAGGAGAGACGGACUGACGCGCGGACAAUCAGCGAUAGCGAUAUCCAUAUCGAAUACGACAGCACCUCUGAGGAAGAGAGUCUUAUAAUACCAGGAGCAGAUGAGGACUUGGAAGUCGAAAGUGCUGAUACAUCAGUACCCCCUCAACGCCAACAGGAAUAUAUAGAAAGACGCACCGACAUACCAACAUCUGCGAUAUCAACCAAUCAACAGUCAAUCGCAACGGACUUUCACGGAAACCGACAAAUCAUACCUGACCGGGCAACCGAAACGCCCAGUUCCACCAUGGACCCAUCACGUCCCCCAUCGAUCACCAACUCGCAAACCCCAUCACACACCCAAUCGAAGCCCACAUCCUACCAAAUGACAAACCUCCCGAUCUCAGUCACGAUGACAGCUGGAGUCGAUGAUGAAAUGGGGUACCGGCGGUAUAAUCACAGAGGAUCAGUCACGCAAGAUGAAGUCGGAUCAUCGAGAGGAAGUCGAAGGCGAAGGAGGAAAGUCGGGCAAAAAUGA